AUGCUUCAAGAAACUGGUCGCGUCGUUGAAGACGUUUGGGAUGGAGAACUGAGCUACAACCUAGUCAGUGCUAAGGAAUUGCCCGAACCUGUGUUCUAUCAUAACACAGUUGAAGGAGAAAUUCCCAUUGGCGCAGUUGUCGCGACGGAUCCAUAUGAGAUGUACUUGGAGUCGAUACCCUCUAAUGAGAACCCAAGACAUGUCUAUGUUGGUGAUUCGUCGGCUGCUCUCAGAACGAUAAACGGACGGAUUAACGCGCGUCUCGACGCGGACUGCAUCCUAGACAGUGGAUCUCAGAUUGUAUCGAUGGCUUUCUCAGAGGCCGUCGACGCACAAUUGAGCUGGGACCCAAAAGUCGUCAUCUAUAUGGAAAGUGCAAAUGGAUCUAUCUCUAAGUCACUGGGAUUAGCGAGAAAUGUACCCUUCAGGUUUGGGACCAUCCUGGUCUACCUGCAAGUGCACAUUUUGGAAAGUCCAGCUUAUAAGGUGUUGCUCGGCAGACCGUUUGAUAUCGCGACUGAAAGCAAUAUCAAGAACGCGGCCGACGGCAGCCAAAUAAUCACCAUGCGCGAUCCCAAUCUAAAGACACGUUGUGCAAUGGCUACGCAGCCACGUCGUGCAGACGACUUGCCGCGUAACACCAAAAACAACGACGGAUCUACCGGCCCUACAGUUCGUCGAAACCGACGACCAGUCCAGACGAACCGAACCCUGAACGGGAUUUUCAAAGAGCUUCGAGGAAUUGACCAGGUUGAGUCAAGGAGAAGAAGUCGCGGUGACUGUGUCGUUGGGAAAAGAUGGGAAUGUAGUGUUCGAGGAUCUAAGAAAGCCGCGUUCUAG
Mycena citricolor is the source of this 840-nucleotide messenger RNA. The record is from the annotation of a GenBank genome assembly. Lineage: Eukaryota; Fungi; Basidiomycota; Agaricomycetes; Agaricales; Mycenaceae.